GUAUAUUUAAACGACCUAGCCUUGGUCACACUGAAAUGGACACCAAAACACAAGAUUCGGAAUUUGUGGACAUUCAUCCAAGAAAUAGUUAUUUAAGUGCCCAGCAGCUCAUUGCUCAUCGUCACACUGAGUUCGAACCUCCGAGUGGAGGUCUAAAACGCACUCAAAAUGAGGGAACUGCAUCGGAACUUGAGGAGCUUAAACGGGCACAGGAAUAUUUGCGAGCUCAGUUGUCAGUGCCGCGAAUAGAGAGACUUGGAGGAAGGGCCCUUGCCAUUUGGAACGCGGAGCAACAAGUGGCGGAAGUCAUACGCAAAGAUGGCAAAUUCGAAAAUUUCGGGUACAGUGAGCAGGGAAAGCUCUACCUGGAGUACUAUGAGGCAAUGUUCCUACUAGAAGUUGGACGUUUACAACUGGAGUACUGCGGUUCGGUAGUUUCAAUCGAGCAAGCUUAUGUGCUCCUACUGGGCGAGCUGGAAAGCGAAAGGUACUCAAACUACCUAGUUUACUCGGCUUUAUCCAGAUCCGGCUAUAUAGUCGUUAAGCAUGUGCGUCCUCAAGAGAUUCCACAAGAAGUCACAAGUGCAGAUUGCAUUUGGGCACUGCUAAGCGAAAAAGUGGCAGAUCAACCCGUACCUGAUCAUAUUAAAAAUUCCCCAUUUUACCAUAUCGCAGAAAAGCGUAUGGAAGAUGUGAAAGAACGCAUAACAUCUCAAAAGACAGAAGACCCUAAUAUCGUGGUAGAGCGCAUUGACUUGCAAUUCGGACAACGAAAACGUAUGGCUGACGAAAGACCCAUCAAAGAACCUGCGAGUAAAAAAGAAAAGUUGUCCACACAGGGUCGAAGUCUCGUGGAUCAACUAAAAUCCGAAUUUACCUAUGCCAAAUUCGAAGAUAUCUUCGAAAAGUUUGAAAUGGUGCAACUUAAAACCCAGGAUUAUACCAAAGAAGAGUUAGAUACUCCCUCUGCCCUGAAAAUAAUCUUUGAUCUACAUCUGCACAACAAGGGUUUCAAGAAAAGUGCACCCACAACGCCGAACUUUAAUGUAAUCAUACUUUCAUCACAGGCGACGUUUCCCACCCACGACGAAAUCGCCAAGAUUAAACAUCAAAGUCUUCACACCGCACCACUACUCGUCAUAUCCGAGGCUCCUAUGGUGUGGAUAAUGGGCGGUCCGGGCAGCGGCAAAGGAACUCAGGCGCAGAAGAUUGAGAAGCAGUAUGGCUUCAAGCAUAUCGAUCCCGCCGCAUUGAUCGAAACGGAGAUAGCAUCGAAAAGCGCUGCUGGCAAUAGCUUCGCAGAACUUGUAUCAGCAGGAUCUCCAAUUCCCUUACCACAGAUUGUACCGCUGAUUGAAAAACAAUUGAUGAGCCAUCGAGGUGCCCUCAAGGGCUUCGUCAUUGAUGGAUACCCCGCCGAUUUGAAGGAGGCUGAAAUAUUGGAGAAUGGAUUCGGCACGCCGCAAUUGAUUAUUGCGCUGGAUUUGGAUCAGGAAGCCGGAAGUACACGCAGCUCAUCCAGUCCCACUGCACGUCCUAGUCUACCAAUGUACAUAGAAAGUUCUAAAGCGGUGUUGAAAAAAUACUCGCAGAACACUUUGAAAAUCGAUGCUACCCAAGAGCCGGACGUAAUGUUUCAGGAAAUCAAGUUAAAUAUGGAUAAGAUCGUUCAGGGCCAGCAACGAGUGGAAAUAGCACGCUAGAGCAUUAGAUACUUUACUUAUAAGAAAGGGUGCUAAUAUCUCUUAUACAAGCUGCAUCAAAAUGAAAUCAAAUACAUAGUCAUCGUCAAAAGAA
This is a messenger RNA of Drosophila yakuba, 1797 nucleotides long. It is a transcript of the gene Tsen54, whose product is annotated as adenylate kinase isoenzyme 1. The transcript has 7 exons. Bases 36 to 1703 code for a protein of 555 amino acids. Lineage: Eukaryota; Metazoa; Arthropoda; Insecta; Diptera; Drosophilidae. Gene Ontology annotation, biological process: tRNA-type intron splice site recognition and cleavage. Gene Ontology annotation, cellular component: cytoplasm; tRNA-intron endonuclease complex. Gene Ontology annotation, molecular function: ATP binding; AMP kinase activity. The record is from RefSeq and is a predicted model, not a curated record.